Molecule: messenger RNA, 1875 nt
Organism: Rhincodon typus (whale shark)
Lineage: Eukaryota; Metazoa; Chordata; Chondrichthyes; Orectolobiformes; Rhincodontidae
Gene: prdm13
Product: PR domain containing 13
Exons: 4
Coding region: 1-1875 (624 amino acids)
Cellular component (GO): nucleus
Molecular function (GO): protein binding
Source: RefSeq, a predicted model, not a curated record
AUGCAAAACCCCCGGAGCUCGGCGAUCACCGUGACCGCGGAUAGCACCAUCCCAGCCGGUCUGCGCUUGGGUCCCGUGCAGGGCAUUUUUAGGCUGGGAAAAUAUAUGUCCGAUCGCAAGGAGCAUUUCAAUAGGAAAAAGGUACGCUUUGUCAGAGGGCAUUUGGUUGAUGAAGCUGGCGAUUCAGUCCCGGAAUGGAUAGAGUUAAUCCGGGCUGCCAGACACAUUCAAGAGCAGAAUCUGGAAGCGAUCACUGACCUUCCAGGGGGACAGAUCUUUUACAGAACGCUGAGGGAUAUCCAGCCUGGGGAGGAGUUAGCAGCGUGGUAUUCCAGCACUCUGGCUCAGUGGUUCGAUAUACCAACCACAGCCACACCGACACACGAUGAGAAAGGGGAGGAACGUUAUAUUUGUUGGUACUGCUGGAGAACGUUCAAAUAUCCAAACACUUUAAUAGCUCAUAUCCACUUCCACUGCGCUCUGAGCAACGGCAGGGGCUUCAUCAACAGUGAUCAAUGCCGAAUUUCAGAGACUUUCACCAAAUCUCCGAAAACCGCCGACAUAUCCAGCUCAUCAACACCCCCGAGAAAUGGCCACCAAAUCUCCUCUGGCCCAACAGAAGGGGUUAAACGACCAGCGUCUCCAGUUUUGGCCAAAAUGAUUAUGACCAAGAAGUCAAUGGGACGUGAGGAGGAACAGGACAGAGCCCUGGACAUGAGUGUUAAUUCAGCCAGGAGUCAUGGAGCCUUGAGUACCAUCAGCGGCACCUCUUCAAUUGUCAACACCAUGGGCUUUCACCCCGGGAUUAGAUCCGCGUUUAAACCCACGGGAUUAUCGAAAUUAAUUUCGCCUGAUCCAAGCGGGGACAGCAGCGCUAAAGCAAUUGGAUUGGGUUUCAGCAAAGUGGUGAGCAGUCUGAAAUCACCACGCUCCUCCGGAGAGAGUUUGGUGGGAGCUUCCCCUGCCAAAUGUGUCCAUUCCAUCGAGCCGCCACUCCCUGCAUUGCCAUGUAGCGACACAAACAGAGGUUUCCCUCUGUUCCCCAGUUUUGAAGAGACAUCUGCAUUCAAACAUGUCGAGAGGGGCCUUCACGCCAGUUUGUCUCCCAGCCGAUAUACCCCGAUCCCAACGAGCGUUCAUUUUGAGAGGUUCUCCAUUCCACCGUUUGAAGGAGUUAAACCUUUCGCCGGAGAAUGCAACAUUCCCAUAAUGCCCUUAACGGUUUACAAUGGCGAGCUUUUGUACAGUCCUCCCUACUACCCCUUAAAAUUCCACUUCAGCAACUUAAUUAAAUACCCCGAAUCUGUCACCUACUUUGGAGCUCCAUCUCUCAACCCAGAAAUUGGUUCCAUCACCAACAUCGACAGAGAGAUCGCCAUGCACACGCAGCAACUAUCGAGUAUCGCCGCGGAGAAGAGUAGAUCUCGACUGGACUCCAUGUCCACCACGAGCACGUCCAGUGGCAAGCCCAAAAAGGGUCAUCUCUGCUUGUACUGUGGGAAACUCUACUCCCGGAAAUACGGACUGAAAAUCCACAUGCGGACACAUACAGGGUACAAACCUUUAAAAUGCAAAGUUUGCCUUCGACCCUUUGGAGAUCCCAGCAACCUAAACAAACAUAUCCGUUUGCACGCGGAGGGGAACACCCCUUACAGGUGUGAGUUCUGUGGCAAAGUGCUUGUGCGUCGCAGAGACUUGGAGAGGCAUGUUAAAUCGAGGCACCCGGGGCAAAGUGUGCACAAAACAGAGAGCAAAACGGAGUCAUCUUUCGACGACCCUGAGCAGAAAAGUGACCACAGUAACGAGAGCGACGUGGACGUCUGCUUUACGGAUGAUCAAAGUGAUCAAGAUUCAGGGAAAAACAACGAUCAAUGA